UUUUCUAUUAUGUUCCCUUAUCUAGUUGUCGUUCGUCAUUCGUGUCGUCUUACCGUUGUGUCGUAUCAAUCAUGGUCGUAAGCAGAAACAUCACCUCGCUGGUGGUGUCCAUUUUGGUUCCCGUGUCCCUUCAGACGACGCCCCUAAUGUCAUAAUCUAAUCUUUCGCUCCGAUUGUUUCGUUCAGCGAAGAUACGCGAGUGACACUAAUCUUUGGGAAUUAACACAUCGCUUUGCGCACGGGAUCCAGUUCCUACUGCGUGACGACGGGAGUUGGCAGUGAUUCUGAAGUCAUGGCAGAAUUGGCGGCUCUUCUGCGACAUGAAAUCCCGGAGGGAAGGAACAAUCUGGCCGACAGCCACACAAACUUGGAACGAGUGGCGGAAUACUGCGAGGCCAACUACUUUCAGGCAGAGAACAAGAGGAUCGCAUUGGAGGAAACCAAAAAUUACACCACCCAGUCUUUAGCUAGCGUUGCAUAUCAGAUAAAUACUCUGGCUUAUAAUUUCCUUCAGUUGCUGGACUUGCAAACGUCUCAGCUUGCCGAAAUGGAGAGCCAGAUGAAUCAUAUCGCUCAAACAGUUAUGAUACACAAGGAAAAGGUUGCCAGGAGGGAGAUUGGUGUAUUGACAGCUAACAAAGUGGCGACUCGCCAGUAUAAGAUUAUUGCGCCUGCGAAUCCGGAAAAACCGAUCAAAUAUGUCAGGAAGAGCAUUGACUACACAAUCUUGGAUGAGAUCGGACACGGAGUACGUAGCUGUGGCACACCACGAAGCAAGCAGCGUGGAGGUAGUCAAGGCAGCGUUCAGAGUCUAGGUGCUACCUCCACAGGCUCAGGAUUAGGUGCUGCUAUGGUGGGGCCUGCUCCUACCACCAAACCACCCACGCCACCUCAGACAGUGAGAACUGGAACGUUGAGUAAAGGAUCGCGCGAAUAUAGGACUCCACCAGCGGUAGCCCCACCCCAAGUUCCUAGUCAUUACGCGCCCAAUUACCCGCUCGGCCACCCCCGGCGAGAUCGCGGCCCGGGAUACAGCACACUACCGUUGCAUGCUCACAACACGUCCCACACGGCUCAUAACGCCAAUCAUAACGCGCACACCGGUACCAUCGGUCAACAUGCGGCCACUAUGCCGCAAGUGGGAACGGUGCAUCCCCUGCAGAGUCACCCGCAGACGCCACCGCCGGCACCGCCUAGCGUUACAGCUGGAUACGUGCAGGAACAGCACAACAGUAUGCCCCCACCUCCUUCACCCUUAGUCGGACUAAGCGGCGAUAUGGCGGAAUAUAGCGGACAUCAUACUCUACCACAUAGAUUAUCGCAUCAAAUCAGUCGUAGCAGCGGCGCGAGUAGUCCUCCUCUGCCACCGCCACCACCUCCUGAACAGGAGGAGCAUCCGCAAUUCGGUAGACCCACCCCGUCUACUGGUGCUAUAAUGCCGAUUGUGCCGGAUGAGGAGGAUUUGCCCGGUUGGGUGCCGAAGAAUUACAUCGAGAAAGUGGUCGCCAUCUAUGACUACUAUGCGGAUAAGGAAGACGAGUUGAGUUUCCAAGAAAGUUCUGUGAUCUAUGUGCUAAAGAAAAACGACGACGGAUGGUGGGAGGGAGUGAUGGACGGAAUAACUGGGUUAUUCCCGGGCAAUUAUGUGGAACCAUGCGUAUAACUACUCGCAAUAAUUGGCUAUAUCAAAA
Dinoponera quadriceps is the source of this 1691-nucleotide messenger RNA. It is a transcript of the gene Abi, whose product is annotated as abl interactor 2. The record is from RefSeq and is a predicted model, not a curated record. NCBI's taxonomy places the organism in Eukaryota, Metazoa, Arthropoda, Insecta, Hymenoptera, Formicidae. The transcript is spliced from 5 exons. Gene Ontology annotation, molecular function: SH3 domain binding. Bases 293 to 1663 code for a protein of 456 amino acids.